GCGUGCCAGGAACUACAAUAUAAAUCUUUGAACUCACUUUGAAAACUAGGCUAAAUGUCGCUACGUGUGUGCUUGUGCAUAGUUACUGCAUCGAAUUAUUUGUAAGAUUGGAACAUCAUUGUUUCCUGGAUUCACAUUCAUAUCAGGUAUAUUUAUUUAAAAGAUAAAUGGAGGAUAAAGGGGAGAACGGGCAAGCUGUAAAAUACUACCGACUGUCAGAAAUCGAGGAACAGAAUACGUUCAAGAGUACAUGGAUUAUAAUCAACCAUAACGUGUACGAUGUCACCACAUUUCUGGAAGAGCACCCAGGCGGAGAGGAGGUCUUGAGGGAACAGGCUGGCGGCGAUGCCACGGAGAGCUUUGAAGACGUCGGACACUCAUCAGAUGCCAGGGAGAUGGCUGCCAACAUGGUCAUUGGAGAACUGCAUCCAGAUGAUCGGCCAAAGAUGGCCAAACCUUCAGAGUCACUUGCCACCACAAUCGAGGAAACCUCAAGUUGGUGGACAAACUGGUUGAUCCCCGGUUUGGCUGCGGCAGUCAUCACGGUUAUGUACCACAUGUACACAUCCGUGGAGCAGUGACCACGCCAUCGGUCCGUCACCUUUGCCAAUCAAAUGUAAAUCACAAUCCCUGAGAAACCACUGCUACUUUUUGGGAUUUGCACAGCUCAUAUGCAGUACUGCAGUAUCCAUGUUUAAUUUCAUGUUUUUCAUCCAAUCACUCGGCAUCAUGUUAAUGAAGGCAUAUACUUUUGUUGUUGUGUUAAUCUUAUUUUUCCUCUCCUGAUUUACAUAUUGAUAUAUAAAUAAAAUACUUAUAUUUACAUAUAUUGAGAUAUUUUAGACAGAUUAACAUGAAUGUAAAUGUUUUUAUUAUGUUAUUGUAAUAUCUUAAGAUUCACUAUUACUCGAACAUACUGUAACCCUGCAAUUGAAACAGAAAAUUACAGUUUAGCUUAAAAAAGCAGGCAAUUACAUCUUACCUGUGCAUAACUAGACUGAAUUUACUUUCAUUUUGGAACAGAACUAAUGACCCCACCAUUCAAAUCAUAAAGGCUCAGGUUACAUAAUGUUUUGCAUUAGCUGUGUCUUUUUUAAGCAAUAUGCAUAUAGCAAGAGACAUGCUUUAAAUUGCACAAUGUAUGUCAGUAGAGUACUGUGUACAUAAUAUAUGCUAUAAAGAGUGAAUUAGUUGAUUUAACAUCGAUAUGCAAAACUGUAAACCCAAUUGUCCCAUAUUUCUGGUGCCAUUAGUAUCAACAUUCCAUAGACAGAGUAGACCAAAAGAUGGCACUGUGCAGACUCAUGCUUGGGGAGCCAAGAGGGCAACAACUAAGUGGGGAUUAAGUUGACCUCAUGUGAUUUCCCUUGAACAGUACAAUGUGUUUUUAAUGGAAAAUAUCCUGGUUGUCCCUACUUUUAAGAUGCUAAUGUGUGUAAGAAGCUCCCCACUGAAUAGUGUGUGUAGGAAACUCACCACUGAAUGUUCUAAUCUACAGUCGAUCAAAUGUAAUUGUACAGCAGCAAUUGUAGUUUUUUCAAUAAAAUGAUUAAUAAAAGUGUU
Molecule: messenger RNA, 1563 nt
Organism: Coregonus clupeaformis (lake whitefish)
Lineage: Eukaryota; Metazoa; Chordata; Actinopteri; Salmoniformes; Salmonidae
Gene: cyb5a
Product: cytochrome b5
Exons: 5
Coding region: 168-581 (137 amino acids)
Cellular component (GO): intracellular membrane-bounded organelle; membrane
Molecular function (GO): heme binding
Source: RefSeq, a predicted model, not a curated record